Molecule: messenger RNA, 2961 nt
Organism: Parathielavia appendiculata
Lineage: Eukaryota; Fungi; Ascomycota; Sordariomycetes; Sordariales; Chaetomiaceae
Product: P-loop containing nucleoside triphosphate hydrolase protein
Exons: 5
Coding region: 1-2961 (986 amino acids)
Biological process (GO): mRNA splicing, via spliceosome
Cellular component (GO): cytosol; U4/U6 x U5 tri-snRNP complex; U2-type catalytic step 2 spliceosome
Molecular function (GO): GTPase activity; U5 snRNA binding; GTP binding
Source: RefSeq, a predicted model, not a curated record
AUGGAUGACGACCUGUACGACGAGUUUGGCAACUUCAUUGGCGAAGAGGUCGAGGCCUCGGAGGAGGAAUCCGAACAUGGCGUGGAUGUGGGCAACUAUGCCUACGACGAGUACCCGGAGGCUGCCCCAGAAGCUCCCGUCGUGGAGCAGAUGGAAAUUGAUGACGAAGGGCCCUCGAACGCAGUCAUCCUCCAUGAAGACAAGCAGUACUACCCGACCGCGGCGCAAGUGUACGGGGAGGAGGUCGAGACGCUGGUGCAGGAGGAGGACGCGCAGCCGCUUACACAACCCAUCAUCGCCCCGAUUGAGCAGAAGAAGUUCAGCAUUGAAGAGGCGGACCUGCCACCAGUCUACUUCGACCGCAGCUUCAUGACCGACCUCAUGAACUUCCCCGACCAGAUCCGGAACGUGGCGUUGGCGGGGCAUUUGCAUCACGGCAAGACGGCGUUCAUGGACAUGCUGGUGCUGGAGACGCAUGCCAUCAACGACAGGCUCGAGAGGCGAACAGGAAAGAAGCGCGAUGAGCAGCUCAGGUACACUGAUGUUCACGUCAUUGAGCGGGACCGCGGGCUAUCGAUCAAGGCGGCGCCUAUGAGUUUGGUGCUGCCGGACAGCAAAGGGAAAUCGCACCUCGUCAACGUCAUUGACACACCCGGGCAUGUGGAUUUCGUCGACGAGGUUUCUGCAUCCUUCCGGCUAGUGGACGGCGUAUGUCUGGUGGUGGACGUGGUAGAGGGCGUCCAGGUCAACACGGAGCAGAUCAUCAAGCACGCGGUGCUAGAAGACAUCCCUCUCACCCUAAUCGUUAACAAGAUGGACCGCCUAAUACUCGAGCUCAAACUGCCACCCAACGAUGCUUACUACAAGUUGAAGCACGUCAUCGAGGAAGUCAACACCGUUAUCGAGAACACCAUCCCUGGACGAGGCGCCGAAAGGAGGAUAAGUCCCGAAAAGGGCAAUGUCCUGUUUGCCUGUACCUCGAUGGGUUGGUGCUUCACCUUGGACUCCUUCGCAAAAAUGUACUCCGACAGCUUCGGCGGCGUCAACAUCGACGAAUUUGCUAGGCGGUUGUGGGGCGACGUCUACUUCAAUCCUGGGAGAAGGAGUUUUACGAGGAAGCCUGUUGAGAAGGAAGCCAAGAGGUCUUUCGUCAACUUCAUUAUGGAGCCGAUAUACAAGCUUUACUCCCACACCAUCAGCGAGAGCCCUGAGGAUCUGAAGGGGACAUUGGGGAAGCUCGGGAUCCAACUCAAGCCAUCUCAGUACAAGUCAGAUCCGAAAGUGCUCCUCAAACUGGUGUGCGAGCAAUUUUUCGGGCCAUCAACCGGUUUCGUCGACAUGGUAUGUCGACAUGUUCCUUCGCCAGCAGAGGCUGCCGAGAAAAAAUUGUCACAGUACUACACCGGUCCCCUCGACACCGAGGUAGCCGAGUCGAUGAAGAAGUGCGAUCAAAACGGCCCGCUAGUGAUGUACGUGACCAAGCUCUUCAACACCGUCGACGCAAAGAACUUCUACUCGUUUGGCCGCGUUAUGAGCGGUAUCGCGAGGCCAGGCACAGAAGUCCGCGUUCUAGGUGAGGGGUACUCUAUCGAUGACGAGGAGGACAUGGUCAUGGCCAGGGUUGCCGAUGUCCUUAUCGCCGAAACACGAUACAAUAUCCCGACGGACGGUGUGCCGGCCGGCAACUGGGUUCUUUUAGGAGGCAUUGACAACUCGAUUGUCAAGACGGCCACAGUUGUUGACAAGAAAUUCAAGAACGAGGAGGCCGCCUACAUUUUCAAACCGCUAUCGCACUUCACCGAAUCCGUCCUCAAGGUGGCGGUGGAGCCCAUCAAUCCGUCUGAGCUGCCCAAGAUGCUCGAUGGCAUCAGGAAGAUCAACAAGAGCUAUCCUCUGAUCGCCACGAAGGUGGAGGAGUCUGGAGAGCACGUCAUCCUCGGCACAGGUGAGCUGUACAUGGACUGCGUGCUACACGACCUGCGCCGGCUCUAUGCCGAUAUGGAGGUCAGGGUGUCGGAUCCGGUUGUCCGGUUCUGCGAGACGGUGCAAGACAUGUCUGCCACAAAGUGCUAUGCCGUCACUCCGAACAAGAAAAACACAAUCACCAUGGCGGCGGAACCGCUAGACGACGGCAUCGCGAAGGACAUUGAGUCCCGGGCGGUCAGGAUACGAGACCCCGUGCGUAAGACAGCCAAGUUCUUUGAGGAGAAGUACGGGUGGGACAUGCUUGCCGCGAGGAGCAUCUGGGCGUUCGGUCCCGACGAGAUGGGACCAAACAUUCUGCAGGACGACACAUUACCCACCGAGGUUGACAAGAAGCGGCUAAACACGGUCAAGGAGUCGAUUCGCCAGGGGUUCAGCUGGGCAACCCGGGAAGGCCCCCUCUGCGAAGAACCUAUUCGCAACACCAAGUUCCGACUUAUCGACGUCGCCCUGGCGCAGGAGGCCAUCUUCCGUGGCGGCGGCCAAAUCAUCCCGACCGCCCGCCGUGCGUGUUACUCGUCCUUCCUCAUGGCGUCGCCCCGCCUUAUGGAGCCUAUGUACUCGGUCUCCAUGACGGGGCCGCAGGACGCCGUCACCAUGGUCUACAACAUCCUCGCCCGCCGUCGCGGGCACGUGCUCUCGGACGGUCCCAUCGCGGGCACCCCGCUCUACCGGGUCAAUGGCCUGCUGCCCGUCAUCGACUCGUUUGGGUUCGAGACGGAUCUCAGGAUCAAUACCCCCGGCCAGGCCAUGGUGAGCCUGGUGUUUGACCGGUGGAACAUCGUGCCGGGUGACCCGCUGGACAGGGAGAUGGUCACCAGGCCGCUGCAGAUGGCGAGCCCGCUGGCGACGGCUAGGGACUUUGUUCUCAAGACGAGGAGGAGGAAGGGGCUGAGCGAGGAUGUGACGGUGGCCAAGUUCUUGGAGCCCGAGUUUUACCAGAGCCUGGUCGAGGGAGGCACUCUGGAUGGGGUCUGA